AUGACUUUCCAUGUGGAAGGCCUGAUAGCUAUCAUCGUAUUCUACCUUCUAAUAUUACUGGUUGGAAUAUGGGCUGCCUGGAGAACCAAAAACAGCGGCAGCUCAGAAGAGCGCAGCGAGGCCAUCAUAGUUGGUGGCCGAGACAUUGGUCUGCUGGUGGGUGCAUUUACCAUGACAGCCACCUGGGUCGGAGGAGGUUACAUCAAUGGGACAGCCGAAGCAGUGUAUGUACCAGAUUAUGGUCUAGCUUGGGCUCAAGCACCAAUUGGAUAUUCUCUUAGUCUGAUUUUAGGUGGUUUGUUCUUUGCAAAGCCUAUGCGUUCCAAGGGAUAUGUGACCAUGUUAGACCCGUUUCAACAGAUCUAUGGAAAACGCAUGGGUGGGCUCCUAUUUAUUCCCGCUCUAAUGGGAGAAAUGUUUUGGGCUGCAGCCAUUUUCUCUGCCUUAGGAGCCACCAUCAGUGUGAUCAUUAGCGCCAACGUGCAAGCUUCUGUCAUCGUCUCUGCAUUGAUUGCCACUCUGUAUACACUAGUGGGUGGUCUCUAUUCUGUGGCUUACACGGAUGUAGUUCAGCUUUUCUGCAUCUUCAUAGGCCUGUGGAUCAGCGUCCCUUUUGCCCUGUCACAUUCUGCAGUUACUGACAUUGGGUACACUGCUCUGCAUGCCAAGUACCAAAAGCCUUGGCUGGGGACCAUUGAAUCAUUUGAAGUCUACACUUGGCUUGAUAGUUUUCUGCUGUUGAUGCUGGGUGGAAUCCCAUGGCAAGCCUACUUCCAGAGGGUCCUCUCUUCAUCCUCAGCCACCUAUGCUCAAGUGUUGUCUUUCCUGGCAGCUUUUGGGUGCCUGAUCAUGGCUCUACCAGCCAUACUCAUUGGGGCCAUAGGAGCAUCAACAGACUGGAACCAGACUACAUACAGGCCUCCAGAUCCCAAGGGCAACAAGGAAGCAGACAUGAUUUUACCAAUUGUUCUGAAGUAUCUCUGCCCUGUGUACAUUUCUUUCUUUGGUCUUGGUGCAGUUUCUGCUGCUGUUAUGUCAUCAGCAGAUUCUUCAAUCUUGUCAGCUAGUUCCAUGUUUGCCCGGAACAUCUACCAGCUUUCAUUCAGACAAAAUGCAUCAGACAAGGAAAUCAUCUGGGUUAUGCGAAUCACAGUGUUUGUGUUUGGAGCUUCAGCCACAGCCAUGGCCUUACUAACGAAGAGCGUGUAUGGGCUCUGGUACCUCAGCUCAGACCUCGUUUACAUCAUCAUCUUCCCACAGCUGCUCUGUGUGCUCUUCGUCAAGGGAACCAACACAUAUGGGGCCGUGGCAGGUUAUGUGUCUGGCCUUUUCUUGAGAAUAACCGGAGGGGAGCCGUAUCUGUACCUACAGCCCUUGAUCUUUUACCCUGGUUAUUACUCUGAUAAGAAUGGCAUUUAUAAUCAGAGAUUCCCAUUUAAAACCCUUGCCAUGGUUACCUCGUUCUUAUCCAACAUUUGCAUCUCCUAUCUAGCCAAAUACCUAUUUGAAAGUGGAAAGUUGCCACCCAAAUUAGAUGUAUUUGAUGCUGUUGUCGCAAGGCACAGUGAAGAAAACAUGGAUAAGACAGUUCUGGUCAAAAAUGAAAAUAUUAAAUUGGAUGAACUUGCACCUGUGAAGCCCCGACAGAGCCUAACUCUCAGCUCAACUUUUACCAAUAAGGAGGCCUUUGUCAACGUCGACUCCAGCCCAGAAGGAUCGGGGACUGAAGAUAACUUGUAA
Molecule: messenger RNA, 1740 nt
Organism: Nyctereutes procyonoides (raccoon dog)
Lineage: Eukaryota; Metazoa; Chordata; Mammalia; Carnivora; Canidae
Gene: SLC5A7
Product: solute carrier family 5 member 7
Exons: 8
Coding region: 1-1740 (579 amino acids)
Biological process (GO): choline transport; acetylcholine biosynthetic process; neuromuscular synaptic transmission
Cellular component (GO): dendrite; axon; synapse
Molecular function (GO): choline:sodium symporter activity
Source: RefSeq, a predicted model, not a curated record